CAUUCGAAAAGGACUCCAAUAUCAAACAAAUUUUCUAAAGUUUGCUGGAUUUCUCCCAGUUACUUCAGACAAAGUCGAAAACUUUAAAUUAAAAACUCAAAUCCUUCAUUGGACAUCAUUGUUAAUAUUUGCAGUACACAAUUCUUUGAUGUUGUUUUGUACAAUCCUCUGUGGUUUUUAUAUUCAAUGGAUUGAAAGUGAUAGUUAUACUUUUAUUGGGGCAAACUUUGAGUGGUUCGUGUUUACAUUUUCCGGAUUUUUCGAAAUAAUCGUGAAUAUUUUCAUGUUUGCCUGCAGAAAACAUUAUCUGAGUGUUAUUCAAAGUGUCACACGAAUUGAAAGCAAAUACAUUCGAAAAGAGGAUAUAACUUCUGAUAAAUCCUUGAAAUUAUUAAAAGUGAACGUUAUCGUUUGUGUUGUAUCUAUUAUUAAUUCACUAAUGCUCUUUAACAGAAUUGGAUACUGGAGCGAGUUGAAUACAUUUACACCCUUUAUGAUUUAUAAUUUACAAACCAUGUUUACUGGAUUAAUUACAACAUUUUACUCAACAUUAGUUGUCAUCUGCAAGGAAACUAUUGUGGCUAUCAAUAAAAAAUUAGAGAGUGAAGUUGUGACAAAUAUUUUUGAAAUCAAACAAAUGCUAAAAGAUCGAGAUGAAAUAAAGAGAAUAUGUCAAAUUCAAAUAAGUUGGAUGUACGGUAUACCGUUGUUGUAUGUGUUGCUUACUGUCUUAAGUAUUGCACCAACUGGACCGUUCUUUGCGAUAAAUGAAUUGGAAAUUUUAGUGAAAGAUUUAUUAAGUAUUAUAGUUGUAUGGUCCGUUUUAAGUUCGUCUAUAAUGUGGAUAGCUCCAUCUAUAAUUUUUCCUGUCAUGAUCCUGAAACAGGAUCCUUCGGAAGAGGCGAACAAAACAGCAAGAAUCCUUUCGAGAAUAUCUAGACGUGGAACUGGGAUAGAUAAAAUGGUUGAUAAAUUUCUUAUCAAGAACAUGCAACAGAAACCAAUAUUGACAGCUUAUGGAUUUUUCCCACUCAAUAAACGGACACUUUUUAACAUAUUUGCAGCAAUUUUCACAUACAUGGUUAUUCUAAUACAAUUUAAAGAUAUGGAAAAUACAAAUAAGCUUCUUGCAAGUCCGAAAACAACAACAGAAGUUUCUCAAAUUUCAAUUACUUAAAAUUAAAUUACUUCUUCCUUUUUCCUUUAUUCGGCGCUGUUAUAAUCUCGAUGUCAAGGAGAAGGAAUCAGUGCUCCUACGUAUCUACUUCA
Episyrphus balteatus (marmalade hoverfly) is the source of this 1269-nucleotide messenger RNA. RefSeq names its product gustatory and pheromone receptor 39a-like. NCBI's taxonomy places the organism in Eukaryota, Metazoa, Arthropoda, Insecta, Diptera, Syrphidae. Gene Ontology annotation, biological process: sensory perception of taste. The record is from RefSeq and is a predicted model, not a curated record. Gene Ontology annotation, cellular component: neuronal cell body; membrane; axon. The coding region runs from base 149 to 1177 and encodes 342 amino acids. The transcript has 4 exons.